Molecule: messenger RNA, 1362 nt
Organism: Symbiodinium pilosum
Lineage: Eukaryota; Dinophyceae; Suessiales; Symbiodiniaceae
Source: the annotation of a GenBank genome assembly
AUGCGCAACAACCAGAUUGAAGUGAACGUUUGGCAUUCCAAUGCGGCUGCAGGAUCCUUCCUGGACAUGAGGAGCUGGCAAAGGGCCGCCCACCUGUGUGCAAUGAUGCCUAGUGCCGCCCUCAUGCCAGACGUUACAACUGCUGCGGUAUUGACGAGGGCCUUCAUGGAAAGUGGCAAGUGGAUUUCAUCUCUCACGCAUCUCCGAGACAUGACAACUAUGCGAGCAGACAUCAGCAGGCACACAAAGUCCUUCUUAGCUCCCUGCGCGGCCAGAAAUAGCUGGCGGCUAUCCUUUUGGUUCCUUCGAAGCUCUGCAACGCUGCAGUUGCAGCUAGACUCGGUCAGCAUAGUAGAGGUCAUCAGUGCUUGCAAAGCAGGCACCCUCUGGACACAGGCUCUUCAACUCCCUCUGACGCUGUCGAUUACAGCCAUGAACUCUUACCUCGAUGUUGUUUCAGCCGGAAGCAGAUGGAGAGACAUUUUGGACAUGCUGAUUGGAAUGAACCGCCUGCGUCUUGAGUUCGAUCAGAUUUCCGCAAACACCGCCCUCAACGGUGUGCAGCGGAAUCAGCAAUGGCAGGUGUCUCUGUCAUGUCUCACAGAUUUCGUGGAGCAAUCGCUCCAGGAGGACAUUGUAACGCAUGGCUCAGCGGUUCCGCUGGCCGCAGGGACAUGGCGGAAGUGCCUUGCGUACACGUCUGGGAUGCUCUUUCAGGGAACAGCGGUGACCCUCUUGAUUUGGAACUCUGUCCUGAACGCUGUAUCGGUAGAGGCACGGUGGUUGCAAGCCGCUGAGCUGUUAGGUCAACUGUCACGAAGGUCGGAGCAAUGCGACCAGAUCAGCUUCACUGCUGGCAUCUCCGCGGCGCAUUUAGCGCUCCAGUGGCAAACUUGCACUGCCCUGGCGGCUAAGAUGUCCCAUGGCUCGAUCAAGCAUGAUGCAAGAAGCUGUUCCUCGCUGAGCCGUGCCUGUAUUUCAUGGCAGGGAGCCUGCACAAUGCUGCGAAAGAUAUGCAGAGAAGUCCGGGCCGACACCAUCAUGCAAAACUCGUAUUUGGACAUGUUCACCGAGUCGGACUGGGCAUGGGCAUUGGACAUGUCCAACGGUAUGCAAAACUCUGGGACAGCUAUGGAUGAAGUCAGCUGUGGGACGUUGAUCAGCACCUGCCAGACGUGGCAAAGCUGGCCGUGGGCAGUGCAACUUCUUGGGAAGGUGAGGUUGCAACUCUGCCAUCAGUUCAUGUACCCACGCGCAGCGCUGGAGCGAUUCAUUGCUCUUGCUCCGCCAGAUGCUGAAAUCAUCGACCUCCUUUGCACAGAAGUGUGUGGCACGCCUUCCUUCUUGCAGGGCAGUUCUUGA